AUGUUCCAACCAAAUGAUGACCCGAUCGCCAUAUUACCUCUUUUCAAGAAAACAGCGUCAACAGAUUGGUUCGAGAAUUCCGAAAUGCAAUUUCAAUUGCGAAACGCGAUGUGUAAAACAAGAUUCUAUCACGUAAUAAUUUCCCUGCUGUUGGAUAUAGUCUCAAAUUUGUCAUUAAAAGUGCAAAGAGGAACAGAUUACUACGCUCUAAAAGCAGAGUUAUUAUCAAUGUUUAAACAAACCAAACCAGAGCAAUUCCAAGAAAAAGAACCUUUUAAAAUAAAUUCAAAUCUGAUGAAUGUAAACAAAAUUGAAGAGAGGCAGCCACCAGAAGAGUCGAAUAAAAUAAAAGUUGUCCUGAGCAAGAACGAAGAUAAAAAUGGCAUCCAACAAUCGCAACAGCAAAAUGCUGAGCAGAAUGCUACCAUCCCAUCAGCAAAUUCACACAUGGACGAUUCUCUCCUUCCAGUUCUCUCUCUUCCUUCUCCUGUUCAACAGCAGCAGCAGCAAGAUCAUCACAGAAAGAGAAAAGCAGAGCAUAGUUCAUCGUCCUCACGCACAUCUCAUUCUAGAAAUCGUUUGCAGCUGGACAGAAGGUUGCAUGAGAGGCCAGAACAAAAUUUGAACCAGCAACAAAAACGUGCAAACCAUGGUGCAAAUGGCCAAACAAAAAAAAAGUUUACAAAUUCAACCAUCAUCAAGACCUCCAUCUCCAACCCAGAUGAGAUCACCCACAAACAACAUUUCUUCACCCCAGCCGUCGGAAAACUGAUCAGGCGAGCCGAAGUCGCAUCAAUCGGCUCGCCUCUUUUUGAAAUUCAACAAAACCAGCAACAUCAGACACAAAAUCUACUGGAACACCAGAAACGGCAACAACAUCAGACGCAACAACAACACAAGAAACAAGACCGACGUCAACCACAUCUGAACCAACAACCCAACACUCCAGAAAAGGGAGGCGAAUAA
This is a messenger RNA of Helobdella robusta, 966 nucleotides long. RefSeq lists its product as hypothetical. The coding region runs from base 1 to 966 and encodes 321 amino acids. The transcript is spliced from 2 exons. The record is from RefSeq and is a predicted model, not a curated record. Lineage: Eukaryota; Metazoa; Annelida; Clitellata; Rhynchobdellida; Glossiphoniidae.